Molecule: messenger RNA, 1783 nt
Organism: Scleropages formosus (Asian bonytongue)
Lineage: Eukaryota; Metazoa; Chordata; Actinopteri; Osteoglossiformes; Osteoglossidae
Gene: hyal3
Product: hyaluronidase 3
Exons: 5
Coding region: 335-1699 (454 amino acids)
Biological process (GO): hyaluronan catabolic process; carbohydrate metabolic process
Cellular component (GO): acrosomal vesicle
Molecular function (GO): hyalurononglucosaminidase activity
Source: RefSeq, a predicted model, not a curated record
GCAAGAUUAGUAAGCAUGUUUUUUGAACUGAGAGGAAACCCAUCUUUGUCAACUUUGCUUCGAUAUUUCUUCAGUUUUUCUCUCGCGGUCAUGCAAAGCUCCCCACAUUUUGACACAUCUAUUAGUAUUUCAUCCCGUUGUGAAAUUUGUGAUGCCGAGAAGUGAACCUUCAUUGAUGAUGGAGACAUGCAGAUGGACAGACAGUUCCUUGUUUCUUGCCCUUCCUCUUGUCGUUCACCACUCCCUGAGCAAUUCAUAGCCCAUCUGCAAAGUUCUGGGGAGGACAGUACAGUGUGUCUAUCAGCCUCUGUGUUAAGGCACAGUUGUUUUGGUCAUGAAUUUCCAUCUCAUCCUACUUCAUAUUCUCAGUCUGCUGUGGACCAGCACCUCACCAAAGCAAACUUUUCUCAAGAGUCACCUGAAGCAUCCUGUAGCUGCUGCUGUGCCCCUGCUGGAGGCCAGGCCGUUCACUGUGGUGUGGAACAUGCCCACUGCUCGAUGUGAAGAGGAGUAUGGGAUCCACCUAAACCUAGAGGCCUUUGACAUUAUCGAAAACUACCAUGAGAAGUUCAUGGGUCAGAAUAUGACCAUUUUUUAUUACAAUAGGUUGGGGUUGUACCCUUACAUCUCAAAAGAGGGAAAGAGGGUCAACGGUGGGGUCCCACAGCGGGGUAAUCUGGAAGUACACCUUGGCAAAGCCCGGGCUCAGAUCAAGAACCUACUUAGUCCAGCCUUCCAUGGACUGGCUGUGAUUGACUGGGAGAAAUGGCGUCCCCUCUGGGUGCGUAACUUUGGUGUACUGAAGAAGUACCGGCUGAUGUCUGAAGGACUUGUAAAGAAAGAACAUCCAGAGCUGUCAAGGAGGGAGGUGCUCUUGCGUGCUCGUAAAGAGUUUGAGACGGGUGCCAGGAAUUUCAUGUCACAGACCCUCAAGCUGGGGGCUGAUGUGAGACCUGCGGGACUCUGGGGCUUCUAUGGCUUGCCAGGCUGCUUCAACUACAAUAAGAGGCAGCUCAGCCACAACUAUACUGGGCACUGCCAUCCUAAGACAUCGGAGAGGAAUGACCGUCUUGACUGGCUUUGGCGCAGCUCUUUGACCCUGUUCCCCAGCAUCUACCUUCCUCUGCCUUUGGCUGGCUUACAAAACGCAGCCCUCAUGGUUCGCUACAGAGUCUUGGAAGCCUUGAGAGUGGCAUCAAAGUACAGUUCCUCUUCCAAAGUCAUGCCUGUGUUGCCCUAUGCCAGGGUGGCAUUUGUCCACACCCUCCGCUUCCUCACUAAGACAGACCUGGAGCACACCCUGGGGGAAGCCGCCGCUCUCGGGGCAGCUGGAGUGGUCCUCUGGGGGGAGCUACGCUUUGCCAAGUCCAAGCACCAGUGUGAAAUGCUGCGGGACUACGUGGCCCAGAUCUUAGGGAUCUACGUGAAGAGCCUGAAAAGCAGAGUUCAGCAAUGUAGUGUGGGGCUCUGUGGCGGGAACGGUCGCUGUGCCCGGCGGGACCCCCAUUCUGGACACUACAUGCACCAGUCCAAAUCCUGCCUGUCCUCCACAUCCCAGUGGCCACUCAGCUGUAAUUCUACUUAUGAGAACUCUCAGCUCCGCUCAGCCUUUCGAUGCGAAUGCUACCAGGGUUGGACUGGAGAAUGGUGUCAGGAAAGAAUGCCUUCAGAAACAGACCAAGUUUUUAAUGAGGUUUGAAGAUAACCAGGAAGUGUCUGCUUUUUCAGUACAAAAAUCGUUUUACCUAUUAUGAUAACCACCUGAGAAUUUUAGUUUGAAAGA